Messenger RNA from Candidula unifasciata, 708 nucleotides. Lineage: Eukaryota; Metazoa; Mollusca; Gastropoda; Stylommatophora; Geomitridae. The record is from the annotation of a GenBank genome assembly.
AUGACAAGCCAUUUGAUUAGUGGAAAAGAAGCAGUACCAUUCAGCACAACACACAAUAUUGGUAAAAGUAAAAGAAGACAUGGAAAAAUAGGCGCUGGGCUGCACAAGUAUGCAAAACAGUCUACCAAAAGAAAUGGCACAGAGGACUUUGACAGAGUAAUACAGUUUCUCAAGACUGCGAAAGGACCACAGAAAACUAUUGCUAUUGCCAAAGCCUGUGGUUAUGAAAGCAAAGGACAGAUAAACCCAACUCUCUAUAAAAUGGAGAAAAAAAAACUGGUAGAAAAAACACAAGAAAGGCCACCUGUUUGGAGUUUGUUACCUGCCGGCAUGAAUUUGCCCAUUAGUGCCAGUAGCUUAUCUCACAGAGGUUUUCACCAUUCACACAGCCCUAGCAAGCAACAGCAAAUGCAGCAUAUCAAUAUUAAUAAUCAUUAUCCUGGGAGAGGUAACAAUUAUAGGGGUUUCAGGGGACGGAACAGGGGAAGGAACAGGGGGUCACGAGGUUUCAAGCAAAACAUAAGUAAUGAGGCUAGGUUUAGGAAUAAUACACUCAUUGAUGCUGAAGCUAGAUCAUCUCCAAGAAGUGAGUUUUCAAGAAAUGAGUCGUUUUCGCAAGGUCUCCUGUCUUCAAAAGAUGCAGCUUUGGGUAGUAACUUGUUUACAAAAUCAGUCAAUGACACAAAUGCACCAGGAGCAUACAGGGUG